Molecule: messenger RNA, 6984 nt
Organism: Lutzomyia longipalpis
Lineage: Eukaryota; Metazoa; Arthropoda; Insecta; Diptera; Psychodidae
Gene: osp
Product: protein outspread
Exons: 12
Coding region: 838-6297 (1819 amino acids)
Biological process (GO): actin filament organization
Cellular component (GO): actin cytoskeleton
Molecular function (GO): actin filament binding
Source: RefSeq, a predicted model, not a curated record
CCUUCAAAGUGAGAACUCGUGAAAAUUUUCUUCUGGCAAACAUUUUUUUUUUUGAGUUUGAGGGGGAAAUAUUGGGAAAUUCGGAUAUUUUGUAAAUAGUGUGAAUACACUCGGGUAAAAAGUGCACGAUAUUCUUGUAGAAUAAAUUGUAAAUAAGAGUGAAGCGAGGGGAAUUGGUGUGUGGCAGGGCAGCUCAACUUCUUCACGGGAAGGGGUCUUUAAUACAAAAUUGGAAAUGUCAGCAGCAGCCAAGUGAAUGAAAAUGAUGGAAUAUCUCGAUUUUUCCCACUGCAAAUGUGCCCAAGAAGCCAGAUAGUGGUCUAUUGGUGUGAAAUUCGUGGGUAUCGAUGGUGAUAUUGUGUGAAAAAGUGGAUAAAAGACGUGGAUUUUGAGGUGAAAACAAGAGGAGGCUGAGAGAGUGAAGAAAAAAAAAAGUCUCCACACAAAUCCCCCGAAAAGUGUCCCCCCGUCGUGUUUUGUGUGUUGUGUGUGCAGCAUCUCACUGACGAGGCCCCGUGCGUGUGUUGCUGCAUUCAUUCUCCAUUCCUUCUCCAACCAGCAUCUCCUUUUGGAUUUUUGGGUUACAGAAAUAGUUAAAUGGAGACACAAAAAUAAAUACAACACAAGACUUGUUGCCUCCGUUGGAUUAACUGCUGCUGCUGCUGUUGCUGUUUCACAAACGUCCGUCCCGCGCGCGCAGCUCACGCACUGCGUCGUCGCCCCAUUGUAUGUGUGCGCCUCCCGAGCGUACCCCAAUGCCUCCGAGGCAAGGUGCGAGAGUCUUGUGAGCCUCUCCCGUGGAAGGAUUGCACCAAAUCCCCAAAAAAAACAACGAUCAUGAGUCGCAGUGACUGCAGGAAAUUCUCGGCCAACAUUUUCAACGUGAGCAAGUGCAGCCACUGCUUCCGCCAACGAGAGGAGCACAGUCUGGCAGCAUUGGAAUGUAAUCGCUCCACGAGAAAAGUCACGAAAUGCGGCUAUUUGUUUGUUGCACCUGAUUGGGAUUUUAUCAAUAAUCCUCUCUACAGAACGAAGAGGUGGCAGCGUAGAUGGUUUGUGUUGUACGACGAUGGGGACUUAACAUAUUCCGUCGAUGAACAUCCGGAAACAAUUCCGCAGGCGGUCAUUGAUAUGUCAUCAGUUGUGGAGGUAACGUGGGCGGAGGAAAUUACAGGGCAUCUCUUCUCAUUGGCCAUAAGGUGUCCUGAUAAGGUGACCUUUGUGAAGGGAACGUGCUCCGAAGAGUCAAAUUGGUGGUUCAAUGUCUUGGCGGCAUUCCCAAAGAUUAAAGUACGCACCAAGAGGAGCACAAAAUUAUCUAGCGGUGGAAUGUAUGGCAAUCAAGAUAAGGCUCGUUUUUCACUGCCCGAUGUGGAGAAUCAGCGUAGUGAGGAGAAAGUGCCUAGCUUAGGGAGUAAGAGUAUUGAGGAGUAUUUCAAUAAAUCCACAAGCCGUCCAACAUCCCUUCCCAUUUCGUCCAAUGCCCCCGCAAUUGUGUCGGCAAUUGUCAAGGGAACUGGGAAGGGUGUAGAUCUACUCGAUAAAGCAUCCAGUCCUCUUAUUACGCGUCGUACGUCAAAUCAUGAGCGUGGGGAUCCGGAUGGGUGUAAUUUGGAUUCGGAAACAACGGCAAAUUUCAUGUCAGAGAGUCUCAUACACGACAAAAAGGGGUGGCUCAUGAAGUUGGAUAGUAAGACGCGUGAAUGGACUAAGCAUUGGUUCACCCUACGUGGGGCAGCAUUGUUCUUCUAUCGUGACCCAAAUGCCGAGGCUAAAGGUGUUCUCGAUGGGGUAAUUGAUGUGAAUAGCUUGACGGAAGUCAUCCCUGUUUCUGUGUCCAGGAAUUAUGCCUUCCAACUCACAACUUGGGAGAAGAAUCAGAUAACUCUGUCAGCAAUGGCGGAUAGUGUGAGGAAUGAUUGGAUAAAAUUACUAAAAACCGUAGCUGGGAUUACAACAAAGACGACUGAGAAGCCCCCCGGUAGGACUGCGUAUGAAUUGAUUGAGAAUACAAGUCUGGAGAAGAAUAUUCUGCUGACGAAUAAGAGUGAUGAUCUCAAGAGUGAAAUUGAGAAGGAUCUCAUGAAGACACAGCAACGUUAUAAGGAAAAGAAUCGAAUUUUUGCCAUUAAUAAGAAUAUCAUUCAAACGUUUAAGAAUCAAGGGGGAUCACUUAAAGCAACAACGGGAACACCGUCGAAGAUUAACUAUUCAUCUGAUGAGGAAUACGGAACAGCAUCUGAGGGUCGGCAUCCGGAUAGUUUUGGCUUUGUGUCACCCAUGUCACCGUCAUCGCCGGUGAUUGAAACCAAAGAGCGCACAAAUUCACGAUCGAGUUCACGAGCGGGACGUUUUAAUAAGCGUAGCCUAUCGUCACCACCAAGUUCUAGGCGUAGUACAAUGGAAAGUAUUCGUUUUGAUGAUGCCAUUAUCAGUAGUUCCGUGGAUGAUGACAUGGAGAUUAGUAGUAUUUUACGAAGUCGCCUAGCGACAGUGGAAAAGGAUCUCUGGAUGAUGCGUGAAGAGGCGGAAGAGCGUGAAACGCGUAUGACUGAACUACUGAGGACACUCGAUAAGACAGAAUCAGAACUAUCGACACGCAUUAAGGAGGCUGAAGAUGCACGAGAUAGUCUAGCUGAUGAACUUCAGGAGAAGACAAAACAAGCUGAUGCCUUGUUUGAGCAGCAAAAGGGUGAAAUUGAGAACUACAAACAAAUGAUUAGUGUCCUGGAGGAUCGUCUCAAUCGGGGUAUUGAUGAGAAUGAAAUUCUCUACAAGAAACUUCAGGAUAUUGAGAAUUCGGGAUCAUCCAGCUUAUGCAGUCUCAAUAGGUACAAAAUGAAGCGUGUGGAUUCCCUCAGUGAUCUCACGAAUCUCAAUGACAUUGACCCAUACGCCGUGGAGCGGGACACACUUGCGGAUGAAUAUAGGGAGGUGAAGCAUCGCUUUGAGAAGGCUGUCAAUGAGAUACGUUUAAUGAAGAAGGAACUGAAGGAGUCACAAAAUCAAUUUGAUAGCCUGGAGAUAAGUUAUGCCACCUUAAGGAAUGAUAUUGAGCAAAUAAAGAAGGAUAAACAUUCGCAGCUAACAAUGAUGGCAGCACGUAUUCAGGAUCUCACAUUUAAGUACCUCUCAGCUGAUCGGCAGAAUCGUGUGUUGAAGCAGAAAAUUGCCAAGACAGAGAAGAGGCGUUCGUUAUCACUAAAGGGUAAGGAUGCCUUUUCAAUUCCCAAGGAAUUUGAGGAGAAACUCACAGAGUUGGAGCAGAAGAUUGAUAAAAUUGAAGCAUCGAGUGAGACAAGUGUUGCACCCGGAGGAGAGCACAAGGGACGAAUAAAGAUGCGAAGGAAGAGUUUGGAUGAUGAUGUGAAUAGUGCUAAGCCCGUUGAGCAAAUUGUGAGGCUCAAUUCACUUGAGAGGCGUGUUAAUAAUUUUCGCACAAAUCCAAAAGAUACCUCAGUGGCGAGGAAUAAUCGGAAGAUGUCUGAACAUUCGGUGGAUCGCUUGCGAUGGCUUGAGGAAGUUAUUGUCCUUGCCUUGUCACAUGUGGAACAGAGUUUGAAGGUAUUGCAGCAGGAGCAAUCACCACCGAUGUUUGGGAUUGAGAAAUCCCUUCAAGAUGCCGUGGAUGUGCUGAGGAGUGCAUGCGAAAGCUGCCUGGGGGAGUCAAAUGUUGCCGCUGAAGGUGAGAGAGUGAAGAAAAUUGUGGAAGACAUGGAGGUGGAAUUGCGUGAGAAGUUGACACAGCUCCUGCACCAACGGCAACAUCUUCGGGCGUGUAGUCAAUUGACGCAUGAAGAGAACAUGAAACUCCUAGCGGAGCGUGUUGCAUACGAGAGUGUACUCUUUGGGAAGUUGCACAAUGCCAUCAGUGGAGCAGAAAGUCCCGCCAGCAGUGGUUGCAGCAAUGAGCAGCAUCUCAUCUAUGCAGAAGUCAUGGAGACCGUUAGACUUAUGGUUGCACUACGGAAGAAAUUGAAUGGGGAAGCUGAGGAGGUAGUAGCAAUGACAAAUCUCGGGGAAUGCUGUACGGAUGUCUUAACGAAUAUUCUCACCAAAAGGCUCCUUCUCACGGGGAUGCGUUGUAGCGAUAAUGGGGAAUGUAGUGUGCGGAUUACCCUUCCGGAGGGUGUAAUUGAUGAUCUUCGCCACCAACGGGAGGCUUUGCAGAGCCUCUUGGGGGAUUUCAAGGGGCAAGCAAUGGAAAAACUCGCCAUUGGCUUAGCCCUUGAGACACUGGACAGUAUUUCAAGCAAUAAUGCCAUCAAUGAGGCAAGUCAGGAAGCAUGGCAGCAUGCUCAAAUGAUUGUCAAUGGGGAACUGAUAAGGGCAGAAAUUUCGCAAGUUUUCCGGAAUUGUAUGAAUCAGUAUUGUGUGCGAAAACCCACCAAGAGUGUGUUGAUCACUCUCACGGAGACAAAAUGCUUUGAACACUUUGCCGACACUGUUGGUAUCUUCCUGCGCAAUGAGGUGGAUACAACACUGGCAGAAUUGAUGGUGAAGCACGAAGAGGCUCUCGAGAGGAUUCAAAAGGGGGAAAUUGAGAGGAAAUCCCUUUCGCCUAAUGGACGGAAUCUCUUGAUAAAACUCGCCGAUAUUUGUGCCCAUCGAGCUAUUAUUGAUGCACGAAUAAGUGUCCUCAGUGGGGAAUAUACUGAACCACCGGUGGAUGAUAUGAUUCCCACGAGGGAUACCACUGCAUGCCCCCCCAAAGUCAUUGAUAUUGCCAAAUGUGAGGAACUCUUCUGCCAAAUGGCCAAUGAUUUGAUGAAUUUCAAUGCAAUUGAUCUCUCAAUGGAGGCCGAUUGGAAAUUCUUUGGGCGUCAUGUGCGGAAAUAUGAGGAUCAUCCAGCAAAAAAUGCCUCCACAAUGACCGUUGGGGCUGAUGUGAAGAAUGUAUCAACGGAAUCCGAUCUGCAGCCGUGUGAAGAGUGCGCGGGAACACGGGAGAAAUUGCAGAAUUUGGGGAAACAACAUGAAGACAGUAUAAAUGACAUAUGCCAAAGCUAUAGCUACACAGUGGAGGUGUUGAAGCAGAAAUUGGAGGAUGAGCAGAAGCUCAAUGAGAAUUUUAGGUGUGAAAAUAUGAAAAUUAUCAAUCAAUUGAAAGAACUCACCAAUAAACGCGAUGCAAGGAAGACGGAAUUGAUGGAGAUGACGGAGAAAUUGAAUGAUAUAAGUCACACGUAUCGUGCAAAGAAGAUUGACUGCCCACCUGAGAGUGAUGUUGUGGACAGUCGAAGUCCACAGGAAGAGUAUGAGAGUGAGAAAAGUCACUUGUUUCAGCUGGAAAAGCACCUCAAGGGUACUUCGGUCACUGAUACAGAUGGGAGUGUAAUUGUGGCGGAAAAACAAGAAGAGGAUAGUCUAAGGAAGCGCUAUCAAUCGGAAAUUGAGCAAUUGAGGGCACUCUGUGAAAAAGGACUUGUGGCAAUGGAAUCCUCCCAUAGGCGUAUUAUUAGUGAAUUGGAAAAGAAGCACCAACAAGAGCUACAGCAGAUGCUUUGCGAGAAGGAACAAGCACUAGCUGAAGAGACACAGGCAACAUUAGCAGCACUGGAUGCAAUGCGUAAAGCACAUCAGAGUGAAGUACAGCGGGAAAUUGCACGCUUUAAGCAGGACUUUAUGAAGCAAUUCCAAAAAGGUGGCUACAAUACCAUGGCGAUGGAGCACAAGGAGAAAGAGCAAGAACUUGAGGAGGUGCGCCAAGAGAUUCUGUCGCUGUCGGAAAAAUUCUCAAUGAAGUGCGUGGAAACGGCAUCACUCGAGGAAAAAAUUCAACAUUUAACACGACAGUUGUUUGCCUCCCAGCAGCAAGUUCAACAACUCAAAUCGAGGGAUUGCAAAAUGGAAUCUCACUUGCUUUCAAUGAAAGAUGAAAGGAAACUUGAAGAGUCCAAAAAUCAUGAAGGUGAAAGCGCAGUACCGAAUUAUGCUAAACAGACAGGUGUUAAUGAGAACACGGUAAUGCAAAAAGCAAAAGAAACACAUCCCAGAUUGAAGAAGUUGAAUGAAGGCAUAAAAUUAACUCCAGUGAUUGGGCAUGGAUCGUCGGCGACACUGAUACCACUGGAACGGAUGAAGACAAAGGUGAUAUCAACAAGUAAUUUGAGCCUUCGAUUGAGUAGAAAUCUCAGAGAUUUAUCGUCUAAAUAUAAGGGUGAGGUGGAUGAUAGCCGAAAGGCGGCGUCAAUGAAGGAUGCCGGAACGGUGGGAAAUCCUCUCUGUUCGCCUCCUCCCUUAAAUGAGAGGGACGCUGAGCAGCAUGUUGUGAGGAGAUUUGAAUUAGAAAUAUAGCCCAGCUAACAUCAUCAACAACAACAGCAACCACCAACCAUCAUUUAUCUCCCCAUAAUCACCUUUUCCCAUCAAAUUUCCACACAAUAUUUCUUUUUUUUUUUUUGUUUAGAUUUAUAUAAUCAUUAAUUCAUUAAAAACAACAAAAAUCUCUAACUCAAAUUAAUCCCUCCUGCUAAAACAAACAAACAAAAAAACAUAAAGGUGCUAUGAAUUUUUUUUCUACCCCAAGACAAUACAUACAAUUGUGGCCAAAAUCUUUACCUGUUUUCAAAAUAUAUAUACAUACAUAUAUAUAAAAUAUAAUUGUGCAAAAAAAAUUAAUUAAAUUGAGUCAAAUUGGCAUUGUACAUUUUAUCAUUAUUAUUAUUAUUAUACAUAUUUCACAUUUAUGAUAUAUAUAAAAAAAAAUGAUUCACUUCUUGUAUUUAUUUUUAAUAAUUUGCAAAAAAAAUGCAUAAAAGAAAAAAAAACUAGCCUUACUUACAUUUUAUUAUUAUACAGUAUAAAAAUAUAUUAUUGUACACCUAUGUACAUUUACAAACAAUCAAUAUUAAGCCUAAACCCCAGUGUUAUUGUUAAGGGAUGGUUUUUAUUUAACAUAAACAAAAAAACAUUUGUAUAAAUUCAUUUACUUAUUAUAGUCGUUCACCUUUUUUUUGUAAUAAAAUCGUUUUUCUCUUGAAA